This is a messenger RNA of Sitodiplosis mosellana (orange wheat blossom midge), 4748 nucleotides long. RefSeq names its product phosphatidylinositol 4,5-bisphosphate 3-kinase catalytic subunit beta isoform (gene Pi3K92E). The transcript is spliced from 7 exons. Gene Ontology annotation, biological process: phosphatidylinositol 3-kinase/protein kinase B signal transduction; cell migration; phosphatidylinositol-mediated signaling. The coding region runs from base 713 to 3937 and encodes 1074 amino acids. Gene Ontology annotation, cellular component: cytoplasm; plasma membrane; phosphatidylinositol 3-kinase complex. The record is from RefSeq and is a predicted model, not a curated record. Gene Ontology annotation, molecular function: 1-phosphatidylinositol-4-phosphate 3-kinase activity; 1-phosphatidylinositol-3-kinase activity. NCBI's taxonomy places the organism in Eukaryota, Metazoa, Arthropoda, Insecta, Diptera, Cecidomyiidae.
ACAAAAAACACUUUUGACACAUUACCAUAGUCUAUUCGCUUGACAAUGAACGAGCGUGUACAUGGCUUGUGUGUUGUUAUAAGUUUUCAACGCAGCGUUGUUAAGACUUACUCAGACAUUGAAAACCAUUCGACAUAUGGUUGGUAUACAUAAAGCGGUCUGACUGUCUACCAAAGUAACUAAGUACGACACUCUCUUCUCAACUAUUUCUGGCUGUCAUAUUGUUUUCGAUCUUUUUCCAUGCGAUACCAUCACAUAAAAAGAAACAAACUUGUCUAGCCAAAAAAAUAAAUUAAUUAAUAAACGAAAAUCCGGCAAAUUUUCGUUUGGAGCUGGUGAUAUACUUGAAAUAAGCAGAGCAGUGAGCAAAGUGUUAUCACAUCGGAUUCCUUUUUUUUUGUAAUACAACCUUGCUCACCGGAAUAAUAGUCAACAUUACAUUACGUAGGGGUGGAAAGGAAAAGCAAUAAAAACAUGUUCAAAUGAAAUGGAUAAUUGGGAUAGCAUGUUAUUUCAUCCAAGAUAUUGACUUGACUUGAAGAAAGAAGCACGUACGACGAUUGUAACAGAAAACAAAAACUCUCAUAGACCAAUAACAAUACACGCACCCACAUACACAGUACUCAUCAAUCAAACGAUCAACCAUUGAAUAUUUUAGAUAAAAUAAUACUCCACCAAACUGCAAUCGAAUCUAAAUUUGAAUCUUCAAAAAAUGCCUCCCGAGCCGUUUGUACAGUACGAUUUUUGGCAAUUAGAUCCUCCAGAUCUGAUCGAUGUAUCAUGCUUGAUGCCAAAUGGCAUUAUCAUUAUUAUGAAAGUAUCGCAAAAUGCCACAUUUGAGGAAAUCAAGGAAGAGCUCUGGGAAAAUGCUCAACGAUUUCCUCUUUAUGGGCGGCUACACGAUAAAUCAGAGUAUGUGAUUACUGUGAUCAGCGGUUCAUUCGGUAAGAAAGGUAAAGCCGAAGAGAUUCACAACGAGGCGAUUCGUCUGUGUGACGUUCAACCAUAUUUUUGUCUGUUGAAAAUCGUCGAAAAAGACAAAUCAACCGACAACCCAUUAGAAAAAGACAUAUCCCAUUUGAUCGGAAAGCCUGUUGAAGAGUUCAAGAAUUUAAACAACCCAGAAGUGAAUGAUUUUCGCUACAAAAUGGGUGUGAUUGCCGACGAAAUGUCGGAAGAACGCAAGCGAAUGACAUGGCAACAGCGUCUGAUGUAUCAAUACCCUCCAAGAUUGGCCAAGAAUAUUAAUAUUCCGCAAUCGGUACGCGGUCGAUUCAACAACGAAAAAUUUAUGAUUGUAUCCAGAUCGGAAAACGAUGCGAAUUCAUCGUUUACGCACGAGGUCCCAUACCACUUAUCGCCAACAUUAAUUCUUAAGAAAAUCCUAAUGAAAAUGUCGCACACGAGUAAUAAACCGCAACACAACUAUGAUGACUACAUUCUAAAGAUUUGCGGACAGGACGAGUAUAUUUUCGGUGAAAAUCAAAUUAUUCAAUUUUUGCAUGUGCAAGACGUUUUAUCGGCCAAUGGCAUACCGAGUUUUGUCAUUCAGGCAAAGCAAAAUGUCAAUAUGUUCAAGAAAAGUAUUUACGAAACAACCUUAUCAAAAUUGGAAGAUCGCAAAAAUAAUGAUAGCAAAGCUCGAUUGGGCAUGUCCACGUGCACACUUAAAAAGAAGUUGAAAUAUACAUCGUCGUGGGAUAUCAAACAACAGUUGCAAAUUUGCAUACAUGCAAUCAAAGGACUCAAUUGUGAUACGAACAAAGCUGUCGAAGUCGGUAUUCGAGCAGGUCUAUUUCAUGGCGGUAAAUCGCUAUGCGAACCGCAAAAAACUGUACCAAUUACGUUGCCCACCGACGGAUGCCCGAAAUGGGAGGAAGUGCUUAAAUUUGAUAUUAUGGUUUAUAAUGUGCCGCGAAUGGCACGGCUCUGUUUGGUCGUUUAUGAAAUUGUCAAAAAUUCGAAGGGCAGUAGCAGCAGCGGCGGCACGACCAAACGACGUCCAAAAGACAAACUGUUCAGCACGAAUCCCAUCGCCUGGGUGAAUACAACCGUUUUUGAUUACAAGCAUCAGCUUAAAACUGGCGCCAUGACCUUAUACACGUGGACCUAUGCCGAGGAUUCACAAUCAGAAGACUGGCUUCAUCCACUUGGUACGGUCGAAUCAAAUCCAAGGACUGAUGAACGCGCUGCCAUUAUGUUAAGCAUUUACAACUAUAAUAUCGACAAUGUAAUAGUUUAUCCACCUGAAGACAGAAUAUUAACAUAUGCAGAAGAGUUAGAGAAAACCAAAAAUUUUAACCGUGAUAGUGCCCAAGAUUGUCGAAGUAUUAACCAAAUAAUGUCACCUUAUUUAAAUAAUGAUAAGAUUCAAGAAAUGCAUGACCAGGAUCGAAAUGCCAUUUGGGCCAAAAGAAAUGAUGUUCAGGAGUUUCUCCCACAAGGAUUGCCCUGUCUAUUACACUGUGUUGAAUGGAACGAUCGUGAUGAGGUGUCCGAGAUGCGCCGUUUAUUAACCAAAUGGAAGCCAUUGAGCGAAGAAAGAGCAUUGGAGCUGCUUGACUAUGCAUAUGCUUGCUCGAGCGUCCGUAGUUUUGCCGUCAAGUGCUUGAAAAUGUUAAACCUUACCGACGACGAAUUACUUCUCUAUUUGCUGCAAUUAGUUCAAGCAAUGAAACACGAGUCCUACUUUCAAUGUGAUUUAGUUGAAUUCCUUUUGGAUCGUGCGCUACAAAAUCAUCGAAUUGGCCAUCAUUUUUUCUGGCAUUUACGCUCGGAAAUGCUUGUGCCAUCAGUCCAAGUGCGGUUCGGAAUUAUUUUAGAAGCGUAUCUAAAGGGCAGCCAAGAGCACAUACAAAUUCUUCUCAAGCAAAUUAGCUGUUUGGAUGAGCUGAAAAAAGUAUCGGAACAAGCGAAAAAAGUUAAUAAAGAUAAAGGACGAGCGGUUUUGCAACAGCAUCUGAAUAACUCGUUCAUUAAGCAAAAAAUUGAAGACGUUUUAAGCCCAUUGAAUCCAAGCUUUCGAUGUCGCUCAAUUAAAAUCGAUAAAUGCAAAGUGAUGGACUCAAAAAUGCGACCGUUGUGGAUUGUGUUUGAGAAUUCGGAUAUGCACGGUGACGAUAUUUGUGUGAUCUUCAAAAAUGGUGAUGACCUGAGGCAAGAUAUGUUAACAUUGCAAAUGCUUCGUGUGAUGGAUAAAAUUUGGAAAAGCCAUGGCUACGAUUUUCGCAUGAAUCCGUACACUUGUGUCAGUACGGAGCACCGUUUGGGCAUGAUCGAAAUCGUUUCGAAUGCCGAAACCAUUGCAAACAUACAGAAAGAGCGUGGCAUGUUCUCGGCGACAUCGCCAUUCAAAAAAGGUUCAUUGUAUGCAUGGCUGAAAGAUCACAAUCCAGACGAUCUAGACAAAGCGAUACGUGAAUUUACGCUUAGUUGCGCUGGAUAUUGUGUUGCUACCUACGUAUUAGGUGUGGCCGAUCGUCACUCGGACAACAUAAUGGUUAAGAAAACUGGACAGUUGUUUCAUAUCGAUUUUGGACACAUUCUGGGCCAUUUCAAAGAAAAGUUCGGCAUACGACGUGAACGUGUUCCGUUUGUGUUAACUCAUGACUUUGUCUAUAUUAUCAAUAAGGGAAAAACUGAUCGCGAAACCGAAGAAUUUAAAACGUUUAAACAAUUGUGUGAAACGGCAUUUUUACUACUGCGCAGUCAUGGCUGUCUCAUCCUGUCACUGUUUUCAAUGAUGAUCUCCACUGGUUUGCCUGAACUUUCAUCAGAAAAAGAUUUAAAUUAUUUGCGUGAUACUUUGGUUUUGGACAUGUCUGAAGAAGAAGCUCGCGAUCAUUUUCGACAAAAAUUUAGUGAGGCGCUGCUUAAUUCGUGGAAAACAUCACUAAACUGGGCAUCACACAAUUUCUCCAAGAAUAAUAAGCAGUGAUGAAGUUGAAGCCACGUUGAAAUUAUCACAUCACAACUUGCUUGCUGAGAAUAGCAUUUGCAAUAUUUGCUCAGAGAACGAAAAAUAUGAAACACAGUACAACAAAUUUCUUGUGAUUGCUGCAUCCAUUGGGGUUUUGAAUGCACGAUUUUAGAGGACCAAUCACCAAACCAAACUGUAUCAUUAGUUUGUUCGGAAGACGUCCAAAUAAAACUAAAUAAAAAUUCUAUCAAAGUUGCCGAAUUUUGAGUACGCUUUUGAACAGGUCAUUCACUUUUGUUAGAAAUCUAUAUUGAUAUAUGCGUUGGAAAGGUGAGAUUUUACCCCAUUCAUCAAAAUCGGUUGGGUGGUUUUCGAGAUAUAGCACGAAACGUGUUUGAAAUCAGUGAAACCAAAAUUCAUGGGGAAGUCUCAUCUUUUUGACAAGGCAUGCCCAUAUAGAUUCUUGGCAAAAUUUGGUAUUUCGGCCCAUUUAUGUUCAAGGGCGCACUCAAAAUUCGGCAACUUCGAUAGUCAUCCGAACAAACUAAUGAUGCAAAUUUGUUUGGUUUUUUGUCCUCUAAAAUCGUGCAUUCAAAACCUCAAUGGGUGCAGCCAUCACCAGAAAUUUGUUGUACUGUGAAACAAUUUAAAAUAUUAUAAUAUUUUUCACAAAAGUUAAUUCUUCAUUUAUGUCCGUUAAGAUCAUAUAAGCUGAGCGGAAAAACGAAAAACAUUAUAAAAAAUUUAUAAGAAUAAUAAAAUUAAUAAUAAUAUGAAAGAGAGUUUGUUUAUAAUUUCACAAAUAAAUAAACAUCAAAAUAUCGUGAAA